Molecule: messenger RNA, 1352 nt
Organism: Amphimedon queenslandica
Lineage: Eukaryota; Metazoa; Porifera; Demospongiae; Haplosclerida; Niphatidae
Product: E3 ubiquitin-protein ligase FANCL-like
Exons: 15
Coding region: 38-1168 (376 amino acids)
Biological process (GO): interstrand cross-link repair; protein monoubiquitination
Cellular component (GO): Fanconi anaemia nuclear complex; nucleus
Molecular function (GO): ubiquitin protein ligase activity
Source: RefSeq, a predicted model, not a curated record
AAGGCGGGGUUUUAAACUGUCUAGUUAUUAAAAUAAAAUGGCGGAAAGUUUGAAAGAGGUUCAACAUGUAUGCCCUCUUCUCUUACCAGCUGAUACAAAGCGCCUCAGCUACUCUGGAUUCAUCAGAGUUAAAGAUAAGAGCUUUUACCUUAAAAUUAGUCUUCCUGAUGAUGGUGACGUACAUUAUGCCAAGAUUGAUUGUGAUUGGCAGUUGCGUAAUUAUUUGAGUAAGCAUCAAGCAGUCUUGAAGAAGAAGCUUUUGUUAGCAAGAGAUUUGCCAUCUUUCCUGAUUGACUUUAAAAUGUUACUGAAUCAAAUAAUGUCAUUGCAAGCUCAGCCUCUUCCUCCUCCUAAUUAUUAUUCUCGUUUGAUAUCAGAAAUUGAGGAAAUCGGCUGGAAUAGACUCUCUCAUAUAGAUACAAAGUUUCAAGACAUUCAAAUCACAUUAAAUGAUACAGGUGGCAGGGUUCAUGUCCUUUCCAUUCACUUACCAUAUAAGUAUCCUAUUGAGCCACCUGUCUGUAAUGCUGUACUUCCACUUGCCUUUCAACCAAACUGGUCUAGCUCAACUACACUGGCAGACAUUGUCAGACAGUUUGAAAAGGUUAUCUUGGAGUAUCAAAGGUUUUGGGAUGUGUUGGAUGAGUUAGACAAAAAGACGUGGGUCCUUGAUCCCAGCUCUCCCUCUCUCUCUUCAACUUAUCGUCGUAUAGUUAUCAGAUCUCAUCUCUCAUUGCAAGUGACAAUUGAUCCUUUACAUCCCCAAUUAAUGCCUGAGUGUACUCCACUAGGGCCCACUGAAGAAGUGAAAGUUAUAAAGGACAGAUUGUAUUCAAGAGGCCAGCAAUGCUGGAAUACAAGGUGUUCAGUAUUAGAAAAUUUACAAAAUAUACUCUCUGUUAACUUCCCUUCACCCAUUUCAACAAAAGAAGAAGAUUACAUAAUGGAGUGUGGUAUAUGUUACACCCAUAGACACUAUGAGAAUGGCAGGGCUCCAGACUUCACCUGUGAUAACAAGCAAUGCUCUCAGCCUUAUCAUGUCUCUUGUCUUUAUGAGUGGUUGACCAGUUUAACUUCGACCAGAAAGAGCUUUGGAUUUCUUUUUGGUGAAUGUCUCUAUUGCAAUGAGGCUAUUUCAGUCAAAUUGAUGGUGCCAUCUGUAGAAUAACAUUUUGUAUACGUCUCAAUGAGGAUUCUGUUCAUUGUGUGUGUGUUUGACAGUUGUCUUCAGGCUGUGUGUGUUAACAUAUGAGGUUGCUUUUUCAAGUAUGAGUGCAUCUCCAUGUGUUGUCUUUUGGGAUUAACUUUAAAGUGUCUAGUGUUCUCUACUGAUUUAACAUUAUUCAAUUAAA